UUUUUUGAUACAUCUCCGUAUCUCGUUUUUAUCUUUCCACAUCUAUACAGGCUCCUCGGUUUGUGCAACAACUUUGCUUACGUGGUGAUGCUGAGUGCCGCACAUGACAUUCUCGAGAAACAAGAGUCACGAAAUGAAACGGCGUCUACUUCAGCCUCGCUGCACGUGGACUUCCAAGUUGGGAACAGUAGCAACAGUAGCAUCUAUGACUGCAACCCCGUCUCUACUGCGGCUGUGCUGUUAGCUGACAUCCUACCAACACUCUUCAUCAAACUGUUUGCUCCCUUCGUGAUCCAUAAAAUGCCUUAUGGUGUUCGAGUGCUGUUCUGUGCCAUCAUGGCGGCAACGAGUUUCCUCCUGGUGUCCUUCUCCUCAGCUGUGUGGAUGAGUAUUCUCGGAGUGAUCUUUGCCAGUAUCAGCUCAGGACUGGGAGAGUUGUCCUUCCUCUCUCAGUUAACAGUCCUCUAA
Oreochromis aureus is the source of this 468-nucleotide messenger RNA. Its product is annotated as battenin-like. The transcript has 5 exons. Gene Ontology annotation, biological process: lysosome organization; regulation of intracellular pH. The record is from RefSeq and is a predicted model, not a curated record. Gene Ontology annotation, cellular component: lysosome; membrane. Lineage: Eukaryota; Metazoa; Chordata; Actinopteri; Cichliformes; Cichlidae. Bases 88 to 468 code for a protein of 126 amino acids.